Molecule: messenger RNA, 1245 nt
Organism: Epinephelus moara (kelp grouper)
Lineage: Eukaryota; Metazoa; Chordata; Actinopteri; Perciformes; Serranidae
Product: nuclear receptor subfamily 0 group B member 1-like
Exons: 2
Coding region: 15-827 (270 amino acids)
Biological process (GO): negative regulation of transcription by RNA polymerase II
Cellular component (GO): cytoplasm; nucleus
Molecular function (GO): transcription corepressor activity; transcription factor binding
Source: RefSeq, a predicted model, not a curated record
CUUUGAGGAGCGUCAUGUCGUGUUGUGAGUGCAGAGCCAGUGAGGACACAGCGCGGGGGAGCAUCCUCUACAGCAUCCUCAACAGAGGCACCGAGGAGACGCCCGCUGCGCACCAGCUCUGCUCCUGCGCCUCCAAGAGGAAACUGGUGGCGACUCGAGCUCCGCACUUGGUCUUCAAAGCGGCCUCGGAGGUGCUCGUGAAAACUUUCAAGUUCGUGAAAAAUGUGCCGUGUUUUCGCGGUUUGCCGGCGGAGGAUCAGCUGCGGCUGGUGCGCAACAGCUGGGCGCCGCUGCUGAUUUUGGGCAUGGUGCAGGACUCCGUGGACUUCGACACGGUGGAGACGCAGCAGCCCAGUCUGUUGCACAGGAUUUUAACGCACAGCAAGGAGCGGCAGCAGCGCGCUCCGGCCGAGAUUCAACACCCGGGGGUGCCUGUCAGUGACGCCGAGGGGAUCAAGAUGUUUCUGGUCAGGUGUAGGGGACUGAGGAUCAGCGUCAAGGAGUACGCCUUCCUGAAGGGAGCGAUACUGUUCACCCCGGGGUACCAGACAUCACUCCAUCACCCUGUGCGUAAUCCCUGGCUGCAUGUGUCUCCCUGUGUGUCUCCAUCCUGCAGAGGUGACGGAGUUGGAGUGUCGGGACUACAUCCAGGCGCUCCACACGGAGGCAGAGCGCGCGCUUUACGAGCACGUGAGGACGGCGUGCCGCGGCAACGUGGGCCGGUUCGGCAGGCUGCGCGCGGUCCUGAGCACGCUGCGGUCCAUGGACCCGGAGGCGGUGGCGGGACUCUUCUUCAGACCCGUGGCCGGGAGGAGCAGCAUAGAUGAACAUGUGCUCGCCAUGUUUUAUGAGCGGUAGAGACAAAAUUAGGGAAGACAUUUGGGACUGGGGUUUAAUUUCAUGCCAUCAUGCAGGCUAUUUAUUUACCUGUUUAUAUUGUUCUUUUAAUUUUAAAACCUCUACUGUCAGCUUUCAUUUAUUUAUUUAUUCAUGAGGACUCUGAGGACCACUGCAGACCCAAUGAAAAAGAUUUCCUGGCACAUUCCAGUCCUAAAGUAUUCAGACCUGAACAAAUCCCCUCCUUUUUUUUACUGUGACACAAGGUAAGACUCUAGAAAGCAGGGUGGGAAUGGCAUCUCAAUAAGAGCAUUGCUUACAUAACAAAAGUGUAAUAAAAGCAUCUGUCCAAACACUGACACACCUUAUUCACAAACACCUCCUUCAGCUCAAUACAGCCAUCGAUAA